Messenger RNA from Pogona vitticeps (central bearded dragon), 4528 nucleotides. It is a transcript of the gene PLCD3, whose product is annotated as phospholipase C delta 3. The record is from RefSeq and is a predicted model, not a curated record. Gene Ontology annotation, molecular function: calcium ion binding; phosphatidylinositol-4,5-bisphosphate phospholipase C activity. Lineage: Eukaryota; Metazoa; Chordata; Lepidosauria; Squamata; Agamidae. Gene Ontology annotation, biological process: lipid metabolic process; intracellular signal transduction. Gene Ontology annotation, cellular component: plasma membrane.
CGCCGUUCCCUCUGCCUCUCAAGCCAGGGCAAGUGGGCGGGAAUGAGUUAAACGCCUUUUUGCCUGCGUUGUUGAAAUGUGAGAGUCCCUUGAAGGCUUUCCCUCUCCAAAUCUGAGCGCUGCGCCCGGGCGGAAAGGAGGCUGGACUAACUGUGGAGAGGCGGAGGAGGAGGAGGGCGGAGUGCCCGCUUGUUGCCCCAGCGGGUGGGUAAGGAGACGGAUUUUAAAAAAGGAAGGGGGGCUCCAGGCCGAGAUUGGAACCGGGGCUAGUCCUCUUUCUCUCAGCCAUGAUUUGUGGCAAAUGGAAGAAGUCCCGCUCCGAAAGCCACCGCCGGAGCCGGCACCACCACCAGCAACAACAAGAGCAACCGCUUUCAGCCCAGACCUACGGAGGAGUUGCCAAACUCUCGGGGCACCGCGCCUUUAAAAAACUGGGACUGACAGAUGAUGAAGAUAUCAAGGUAAUGCUGAGGGGGUCCUACUUCUGGAAAGUGAAGUCCCACCGGCCACAGAAGCAAAGGCUGUACCGGCUUCAGGAAGAUGGGAUGACAAUCUGGUUUGAGACCCGUUUUAAAAAGGCUUACUCCAAACAUCUCUUUUCUAUCCUGCACAUUGAAAGUGUGCGUGAAGGCUACCAAUCUGAGGGGCUUCGGAAGUACGGGAGCUGUUUCCCUGAGGAGCAGUGCUUCACACUUGUCUUCAGGGGCAAGAGGAAGAACUUAGACCUGGCUGCCCUGAGUGUGGCUGAAGCUCAGCGGUGGGUGAGAGGGCUAAAAAAACUGAUGGCCAGAGCUGAAGCCAUGAGCCAGCGAGAAAAGCUUGAACACUGGAUCCAUGACAUUCUACAUCAGGCUGACAAGAAUAAAGACAAUAAGAUGAGUUUCAAAGAAAUAAAAAAUAUGUUGCGCAUGAUCAACAUUGACAUGAAUGACCUCUAUGCCUACAAGCUUUUCAAGGAGUGUGACAAAUCAAACAAUGACCGCUUGGAGGAAUCUGAGAUUGAAGAGUUCUGCACACAGCUCAUGGCACGGCCUGAGCUAGAGGAAAUCUUCCACCAUUAUUCAGGCGAGGACUGUGUACUGUCGGUUGAGGAACUGCAGGAAUUCCUUCGUGAUCAAGGCGAAGAAGCAAGCUUGCAGCAGGCUGGUGAUAUCAUCCAGAUAUAUGAGCUGAAUGAGAAAGCCAGGCAGCACAACCUCAUGAUGUUGGAUGGCUUCAUGAUGUUUUUACUGUCCUCAGCCGGAAAUAUCCUCAACCAAGCCCACACCAAGAUUUACCAGGAUAUGAGCCAGCCGCUAUGCCAUUACUUCAUCUCCUCUUCUCACAACACUUACCUGACUGACAAUCAGAUUGGGGGAGCCAGUAGCACGGAGGCUUACAUCCGAGCAUUGAUGAAAGGAUGUCGCUGUGUGGAGCUUGACUGCUGGGAGGGGUCCAAUGGAGAACCCAUCAUCUACCAUGGCCACACCCUCACCUCCAAGAUCCUCUUUCGGGAUGUAAUUCAAAGCAUCCGGGAUUAUGCAUUUAAGGACUCACCUUACCCCUUGAUUCUCUCACUGGAAAACCACUGUGGUCUGGAACAGCAAUCCACAAUGGCCCGCCACAUGAAGGAUAUUUUAGGAGAUAUGCUCUUGACGGAACCUUUGGAUGGAAACACGCCCAAACAGCUCCCAUCACCAGAGCAGUUAAAGUGGAAGAUAUUGGUGAAGGGGAAGAAACUACUUGAGGACAAGAGUGACCCUGAAAGAAUAAACUUCAUCUUCAAUCCUGAAGAGGAAAUGCAGGAAGAUGACGAUGACAGGUCAAUAUCUUCCCUCCAAGAGAUCAAACCAUUGCAGGCAAAGGAUGCUGUACAGAUUUCACGUGAGCUGUCUGAUGUGGUUGUUUAUUGUCGGGCCGUCCCGUUCCAUAGCUUUCCUCGGGCUCUGCACCACCAGAAACCUACCGAGAUGUCAUCUUUCAGUGAACGGAAAGCCAGGAAGUUGAUCAAAGAAUCAGGAAACAGCUUUGUCCGAUACAACGUUCAGCACCUGAGCCGCAUCUACCCACUAGGUCUCAAGAUGAACUCCUCCAACUAUAAUCCUCAGGAAAUGUGGAAUGCUGGCUGCCAGCUUGUGGCUCUUAAUUUCCAAACCCCAGGGGUAGAGAUGGAUUUGAAUGAUGGACGUUUUUCGGUGAAUGGCCGCUGUGGCUACGUGCUCAAACCUUCAUUCCUGAGAAACAGCCAGAGCACUUUUGAUCCUGAAGCCCCAAGUCGGAGGACUGGCCAACGGCCAAUUGCCCUCACCAUCAAGGUGAUCACAGCUCAGCAGCUGCCAAAACUAAAUAAAGAAAAGAAGUCCUCUAUUGUGGAUCCUUUUGUGCGUGUGGAGAUCCAUGGAGUUCCUGUAGACUGCUGCAAGAAACAAACUGAAUACCGGUUAAACAAUGGAUUCAAUCCAUGCUGGAAUGAGACAUUGACCUUCCAGGUACGUGUUCCAGAGCUGGCACUGGUGCGCUUGGUAGUGGAGGAUUAUGACACAACUUCCAGCAAUGAUUUUGUGGGACAGUUCACCCUGCCGUUGCUCAGUGUAAAGGAAGGCUACCGUCAUAUCCAUCUGCUCUCCAGGGACGGUGCGUCUUUAUCCCCAGCCACCCUUUUUGUGCAUGUCAAAUGCAAGAAGAUGUGAAAGGGGGCUAAAAAGAAUCCAAGCCUGACUAGCCCACAGCAGAAGAAUGGAUGAGGCCCUUCAUUCAUUCUGGUACUGUUAGUAGUUCCUCCAGGCAGAUGUGUGCACCUGGGCCACAUGGAGGAAAUGGGUGCAACCCAGCCUCAGAGGCUGGACUGGAACAGGGGCAUGAAGCCAACCCUUGCUUGAAGGUUCCCACUCACAUUAGGAUCAGAAAACUGAAGAAUGAAUGUGCUAUUGAGGAUAAGAAGCCAUGCCACAUAGUGACUCAUAGAAUGCCUCUUCUGGAUAGGAAUCUAGAUCCUGGAGGAGGUCCCAACUCAUCAUAAACCCUGUGGUAUUCUAAGAAGAGAUUUUUCUUUAAGUUUCUGACAGUCGCACAGCUUGUAAUUGAGCAGCAGCUAAGCAAAGGAUUAUUCAGCAGUCUUGCUUACUCUUUGGAUAUGUCCAUAAAAUGGGAACAGGACUUCUAAGAAGGGACAAUGGGAAAGAACAGAGGAUGUGAGUCUGGUGGGCAAAUGCAUUGUGAGCCUUCUAGUACAGCAGUCUGCACACCAGACAGUGCAAGACAUGGACUGAACUGAGGAGCCUGAGCUAGUCUGCUCGUGAGAAAGUAGGCUUGGAAUCUGACUGAAAUAUCAUGUACUUUCAUAGGAUGCCAGGUUCUAAUGUGCACCAUUAGAAAAUAGAAGUGUUAAUCCUCUCACCCGGCACACAGUUUAAAUCAAAUCAGAGAUUGCUGCCCUGGCAAUCAGCUAGAAAAUGUAAACUAGAAAUGCAGAGAGCUAAAUCGUAAGCCAAGAAAGCCAUGCAUUGAAUGGGAAAAUCCUGCAUCAUCCCAUAUUGGCUGCAGAAUUAGGUUCUACAGCAGUUUGGGGGUGGGGUGGGGGAGAGUAAUGCUUUGUAGUACCUGUCCCAGAAGAGCAAGCCAAAACGAGUAUUAACCAACCAAUAGCUACUUGAAAUAUAUGUUCUGAGGAUUGUUUGUUGGGGGAGUAUCACAACUAUUUCAGAAUGAUUGAUGUGUUAUUGAUACAAAAGAAAAUAGAAUGCUCAAAGAAUUCACAUAUAUUCCUUACUCAUGUUCACACUCCUUUGCUAACCAUAUCUUUGUUUUUUUAAUGCCAGAUGUACUUGUGGGAGAUCCUUAGAGAAUCUCUUUAAAUGUUGGCUAUAAAAUGUGACAGUUCAUCAGGAUAAAAUGGCACUGACUUCCAUGUAGCUUUUCCCUGGAUUAACUUUGUGUGACACAUGAUAGGCUUAAUGCACAUACUCUUUCUGAUUGUUUAAAAAUGCAAUUUGAAAAGCAGUACUUAGUGGCUGCUUUACCAGAUCUGGCCUAUGGCUAGCUUUACAGUCAUCACCUUCUGUGGUUCUAGUGUCCUACAGCAUGCUUCUGUGUCUACACAGAAAUCAGUCUCAUUGAGUUCACUGGAGUUUACUAUCAUGUGUGUGGUUAUAAGUGUGCGGCCUUCAUGCAGCUUUUGGGCUGUAGCCAGUUAUCAUGGGUAGCUUCAAGUGGUGGUAACCCCAAGACCCUGUAUGGCUCUACCCUAGCAUAGGCUGCUUUAAAGCUACAUAAAAGAAGUAUGACGGUAUAAUGAAAAACCUCAGCAAUUCGUCUGCUGUUGCCUGAUUUCAGUAACAUAGCCUGUGAAAUAGAGAACCUGUUUUUGUUUUUGUUUUUACAAGUUAGUCAAACCAUUGUUGUUAAAUCAAUCUGGAUGGUGGUAGAGUCUGAACAAGCAAGUUCUUAAGAUUUGAAUGAUCGACUUUGUUUUUGUCACAAGAGAAUGCAACAUCCAGAUUCUUCAUAGCCCCUCAAUAUUAGCAGAGCAUCCUUUUGAAGUAUGCACAGA